AUGCCUUCUAUCAACAAUACCCAGUUCCACCCGCUCUUCUUCAUGCUGUUAGGAAUACCAGGACUGGAGAUUGCACAUGUCUGGAUUGCUAUACCAUUCUGUAUUGUGUAUCUGAUAUCCCUUGUGGGGAAUAUCACCAUUCUCUUUGUGAUUAAGACUGAACACAGCUUCCACCAGUCCAUGUUCUACUUCUUGGGCAUGUUGUCUAUGACUGAUCUGGGCCUAUCCACAACCACAAUCCCCAAAAUGUUGGGCAUCUUCUGGUUCAACCUCCAAGAGAUCAGCUUUGGGGGCUGUCUUGCUCAGAUGUUCUUUAUCCAUAUGUUUACAGGCAUGGAGACAGUUUUACUGGUGGCCAUGGCUUACGACCGCUUUGUUGCCAUCUGCAACCCUCUCCAGUAUACAGUGAUCCUCACAAAUAAAACCAUUGGCAUCCUGGUCUCUGUUGUUGUCGGAAGAAAUUUAAUUCUUGUUACUCCAUUUGUGUUUCUCAUUCUGCGACUACCCUUCUGUGGGCAUCACCUCAUGCCUCACACCUACUGUGAGCACAUGGGUCUUGCCCGAUUGGCCUGUGCAUCCAUCAAGGUGAACAUAAUCUAUGGGCUCAUGGUGAUUUCUAAUAUCAUAGUGGAUUUGAUCCUGAUCACUUCCUCCUAUGUGCUUAUCCUUCGAGCUGUUUUCCGCCUUCCUUCUCAAGAUGCCCGGCUAAAAGCUCUCAAUACUUGCGGUUCCCAUGUCUGUGUCAUGCUGUGCUUUUACAUACCAGCUUUUUUUUCUUUUAUGACACACCGCUUUGGCAAAAAUAUUCCACAUUAUAUUCAUAUUCUUUUGGCUAAUCUAUACAUAGUUGUCCCACCUGCCCUUAAUCCCAUUAUAUAUGGAGUCAGGACCAAACAGAUCCGAGAUCGGGUUGUAAAGAUAUUUACACAAAAUGAAUAA
Messenger RNA from Heterocephalus glaber (naked mole-rat), 939 nucleotides. Its product is annotated as olfactory receptor 52E4. Gene Ontology annotation, cellular component: plasma membrane. The record is from RefSeq and is a predicted model, not a curated record. NCBI's taxonomy places the organism in Eukaryota, Metazoa, Chordata, Mammalia, Rodentia, Bathyergidae. Gene Ontology annotation, molecular function: olfactory receptor activity; G protein-coupled receptor activity. Gene Ontology annotation, biological process: G protein-coupled receptor signaling pathway.